AUGAUCGUCUGCAUCGCAGUCGUCGGCCACCAGAACAAUCCUUUGUACAUACAGAGCUUUACAGAGGCAGAUGACGCGCUCAAGCUUCAUCACAUUGUCCACUGCUCUCUCGAUGUGGUUGACGAAAGAGUGAACAAUCCAAAAAAGUCUGCCCCGACACUCAAUGAAACAUUUCUUGGUUUGCUCUAUCCUACGGAAAACUACAAAGUGUAUGGUUAUUUAACUAACACCAAGGUGAAGUUCAUAAUGGUGACAACAGAUCUGGACGUCCGAGAUGCAGAUGUGAGAAAUUUUUUCAGGCGGUUCCAUGCUGCUUAUGUCGAUGCAGUUUCAAACCCAUUUCAUGUUCCAGGCAAGAAAAUAACUUCCCGAACUUUUGCUGAAAGAGUCAGCACAAUUGUCAAGUCCUUCGGAUUGAAUUCAGCUGGCUGA
Fraxinus pennsylvanica is the source of this 432-nucleotide messenger RNA. The record is from the annotation of a GenBank genome assembly. Lineage: Eukaryota; Viridiplantae; Streptophyta; Magnoliopsida; Lamiales; Oleaceae.